UAAAAGUUUCUGCCGUGCAUCUUCAAACAGGAAAUCUGAGAUUCAGAACAACUUAUAUUUUGGCUUGUAUUCGCUGAUCAUGGGGUGAUCCAGAAAUAAACUCCAGGCUUCAAAGCGAGAGCGUUUCAAAGCUGUCCUGCAGUUGAUCGAAACAUCCAGGCAAAGCAGGGAGAUGAAUACCAGCGAGGAUUUUCUGAAUUAAGACUUAAUCAAGGAGAUAACCCAUUUCAACAGUAUUAUUACCCUUUUAUUUCAGAACAAAAAGAAAAGAAAAAAAAUGGCUACAACGGCAGCAAAUACUCAAAGACAAACAAUAGGCUGCGAAGAAUAUAGUCUGUACAGUAGCUUGAGUGAAGACGAGCUUAUAAAGAUGGCCAUCCAGCAGAGCUUGGAAGAGGAUGCUGCGGGUCAGCCAGCAGCCCAGAGCCACCAGAAGUCCAUGGUGGCCGGUCCCAGCGAAGUGGCUGCCCCCAGCCGUGCCAGCAGCCACAACCCGCCCUACCACAUCUACCCGUGGCAAAGAUUGGCAGCCCAGCCAAGAGGCCGUGCUCAGCCAUCCAGCUCAGGGGCAGCCUGGGGAGUCAGGCGAAGGUACGACGGCAGCCUGUUCAGCACAUCCCAGCCCAUAGAACUUGACCCUGUAGUGGCAGCAAUCAAGGAUGGAGAUGAAAAGGCAGUAUGUAACAUGAUGAAAUCAGGAAAAGACCUUUCUGAACCUAAUAAGGAUGGCUGGAUACCCCUCCAUGAAGCUGCAUACUAUGGCCAAGUGGGUUGCCUGAGCCUGCUGCAAAAAGCAUACCCCGGCACAAUCGACCAGCGCACACUCAAUGAGGAGACAGCUCUCUACCUGGCCACCAGCCGGGGCAACCUGGACUGCCUGCUCACCCUGCUGCAGGCUGGGGCUGAGCCUGACAUCUCCAACAAGGCCAGAGAAACACCACUCUACAAAGCCUGUGAGCGCAAGAAUGCAGAGGCUGCAAGACUUCUGGUACAGUACAAUGCUGAUACCAACCAUCGUUGCAAUCGAGGAUGGACUGCUCUCCAUGAGGCUGUCUCCCGAAAUGACCUGGAGAUUAUUGAUAUCCUUGUGAAAGGGGGUGCCAAGAUUGAGACUGCAAAUGCCUAUGGGAUCACUUCUUUAUUUGUGGCAGCUGAGAGUGGUCAACUGGAAGCUUUGAGAUACUUGGCAAAAUGCGGUGCUGAUAUAAAUACUCAGGCCAGUGAUAACGCCUCUGCUCUUUAUGAAGCCUGUAAAAAUGGACACAUACCUGUUGUGGAGUUUCUUUUGUCCCAAGGAGCAGAUGCCAACAAAGCCAAUAAGGAUGGCCUGUUGCCUCUUCACAUAGCAGCCAAAAAAGGGAUUUGCAAGAUUGUCUCCAUGCUGAUCCCUGUGACCAGCCGCACCCGCAUCAAGCGCAGCGGCAUCAGCCCACUGCACUUAGCAGCAGAACGCAACAAUGAUGACAUCUUGGAAGAGCUGAUUGAUGCUGGCUACGAUGUCAACACUGCCCUCUCCAACGAACGGUCCUGCCUUUAUGAGGACAGACGCACCACCCCCCUCUAUUUUGCUGUUUUUAACAAUAACAUCUACGCCACAGAACUCCUGCUGCAAGCUGGAGCCAACCCCAAUGUUGACCUCAUCAACCCAUUACUCAUCUCCAUCCGCCACGGCUGCCUGAAGACCAUGAAACUGCUCCUUGACCAUGGAGCAAACAUUGAUGCCUAUAUAUCAAGCCACCCCACCACAUUUCCGGCUACCAUCAUGUUUUCAAUGAAAUACCUUUCCGUCCUGAAAUAUCUCCUCGAUCUGGGCUGUGAUGCAGGUUCAUGUUUUCAGUGUCAGUAUGGAAACGGCCCACACCCUGCAUUAAAUUACAGACGGGACAGACUUAAUGAUCCUCAGCUGUCCAAGGAGCCAACUGUGGUACAGUUUUGUGAAAUGGUGUCUACUCCAGAGAUGAGUCGCUGGGCCGGGCCGAUCAUCGAUGUUCUCCUGGAUUAUGUGGGUAACGUGCAACUCUGUUCCCGGCUCAAGGAGCAUAUUGACAGCUAUGAGGACUGGGCUGUCAUUAAAGAAAAAGCAGAGCCUCCAAGACCUCUUUCCCAUCUUUGCCGUGUCAAGGUACGAAGCCUGGUUGGAAGAAACCGCAUUAAACUUCUUGACACCUUGCCUCUCCCGGACAGACUGAUUCGAUACUUACAGCAUGAUUACAUACAGUGACGCCAGGCACACUGGACAUGCAGCAGCUUCCUGGCACGGCACACAGCAUCAUCGGCAUAGCAAGGGCGCACAUUCUGCAUGGUCAGGAGGCAUUGUUGCUGGCUUCGUCAAGCACACUCCAAUGACUAAUCUAAGAGAAAUAUGUUUCUGAAGCAUAAGUGAGAAGAAAAUGGAGGAGGUGGGGAGCUAAACCUAGGACUGUUGUUAGUUUUCCAAGAGAAAACAGACAUGAUUCACCUCAGAGCUUGGUCUGCAAAGAAAAAGAAAUGAAAGCCAAGAUUGAAAAAUGAAUAGUGCUGAAGGAAGUAUCAGUGAGGAAUUCAAGAUAUCCUGGGGUUGUGGUGGAGCUUAGUGUCCUUGCUGUGAUCACAAUUCAGAAAUUGUCAAGAGUCAACAUAUUUGGGAAAGCAAUCACAUUUCUUUCACUGACUGAGAUUUUUAUUUUAGUUUCUAUUCUUCUUUUUGGAUUUCUGCUAAGUGUGCUGGUUGCUAAUUUCUGAUAACAUGACACCAUCUUGCUAACACUUUUACUUUCAUCUUUUGUACCUUUCUUACUGAGUACUUGAUUUCUGAACAUUCAAAGCUCAGAACUUUUUAACAGAUUAAAAAUCCAGAAAUGCUGAUUGCUUUAAAGUUCAAGGGAAGGUCUAUUUAAAAAGGAUGUAAGAAUUGUAUUUGCACAUAGUAAAUACAGUUCAUGUUGUAUUACAUUUGCAAUAAGACAUAGGUGAAAUUCUGCCUGAGAGAAUUUCGAAGCCUGGGGAUUUGAAAACAACUCUGAGUUUGGUUUUUUUUUGUGUGUGCGUAUAAAUUAGUAGUAGCUGCACUGUAACCAGUAGCUUUACUCUGUCAUGAAGCUGGUGUCAGAACAGAAUAAAGCCCUAGAUGAGCAUGAACAGAAAGUGAUGUGGAGGAGAGAAGCAAGGUACAUAGGGAGAGAGGCAACACUAGUAAACCAACUUUAUCUGUUUCUCCACUAGACCUUGUCCCUACAAAACCCAGUCUCUCUUACCUGCUUGGACUUCUGUGGAUAUAACAAUACCAUCACUGGAAGAAAAGAGAGAUUAUUUCAAAAUUAUGAAAGUCAGACUUUGAGAUUUAUGAGAACAAAUACCCAGAAUUAGGCUUCCAAAUCCUUACUCAGGUGCCUAAACAAUGCCAAUAUUCUUGCUCCAGGUGUAGUUCCACUUAAGCCAAUGGGACCACAUUUGGUGUCAGAUAUUACUGAGGCAGAAUAAAAGUCUUAGGAUUUAGCCCUGAAUUUCCUGACUUUGUAAGUUUGAAGUAUCUAUUAUCUCCCUUUGACACUGAUGAAAGUUAUUAUCUUAGCUUCUUUGAAAAUUAGGUCGCUAUUUACAGCUCAGAUCCACAACUGAUUUAUGGCAGCUUAACGAGUUACCA
This is a messenger RNA of Phalacrocorax carbo (great cormorant), 3622 nucleotides long. Lineage: Eukaryota; Metazoa; Chordata; Aves; Suliformes; Phalacrocoracidae. The record is from RefSeq and is a predicted model, not a curated record.